AUGGAAACAGAAACCACACCGGAAGUGUGUUUAAGAGAGAGAAAGAAAAACACUUCAGAUAUCAACUGUUGUAUCUGGAAUCUUACAGUAGUUUAAUGUUGAUAUAUUUCUCAUGCUGAUUAAACAUUACUGAAUAUUCAGGACUAAACCCCAGGCCACGCCCCCUUCAACACUGCUUCGGAUAGAAGGAUGUUCCUGGGAAAAGGGCGAAACAUGUCAGCAUGAGCCGCUCAGAAAGAUCGCGCUGUAACACACGGCGCUGGAAACACUCGAAACAGCGAGGUUCACAGGAGACCACGUCUGACCUCCGUUCCAAACCCUGUGUUCGCCGUUCUGCAAGAGCAGCAAAAACUGUCUCUCAGCAUCCGGGCACUGAACCCUCACCUGUCUCACCUCUCUCAGACACACACACCCCUCAAACUGCAGCAACUAAGACACAUGUUCCUCUAAACACAGCCACAUGUUCUCCAAAAAAUCUGCCAAAAGGAAGGAAGAAGAAGAAGAUUAAGAAGAGAGAAGAUUGCACCACGGAUGCGAGAUCAUUUUGUGUUCCUGCUUCUGAUUCGGUGCAGACUGAGCAGCAGAAAGCCACAGUAACACCACCUCGUCCUCAAAGAUCUACUAGAGCUGCUAAAGAUACCUCAACACUAUCAUGUCUGAGUUCUCAGCAGGACACACCCCUCUCCCUGGAGCCGAGGACGCCAAAGCGAGGACGUCGCCCCAACCUCCGCCUCAGCUCCACCCCGCAGCGCAGCAGGACUCGGCCGAACGAGCCGCACUUCAGCCCCAUCACGAGAACGUCCCCAAAAAAGGGUCUGAAAUCUCAAAACCCUAAAGUUCAGCCGAGGAGGAAGAGGAGGAAGAAGGCGGAACGGGAUGCCUGUGAAACUAAGCCCAUUAAACGCCAGAGAAAGAAAGGUGUGGCUGAGAAGGCGGAGCUUCCUGUGCACCAGCGAAUCAGAACGCGCUUUGUGCUGCAGGACUCUGAGCACCACGAGCCAGAAGAGACGCACUCCUCCUCAGAUCUGUCCAUCGAGCUGAGUGUACAGGAGGACAAGCUGUCCCUCACACACACACACUCUCUAGAGGAUGAUGACGAGGAGGAGGAAGAAGAGCUGCCCAGUUUCUUACAGCAGAUCAGACAAAAACCUUCUAUCAGAGAGGGGCUGUGUGUGUGGUGUAAAUUGAGGAAAUACCCCUUCUGGCCAGCCAUGGUAAAGAGUGUGAACCGUAAGACGAAGAAAGCGAGUAUAGUGUUUAUUGAUCAGUUCCUGUGUAAUAAGAAGACGAUGUGUAAAGGUUUAUCGGUUUCUCUGAGGACGCUGAAGCCUUUUGACUGUGAGGAGUUUCACCGCUUCGUGGACCUCGCUAAAGAGAAGUACGGUGAAUCCAUCAAAUGUUGUUUGGACCUCAUAUCAGACUAUAGGAUCCGCCUCGGUUGUGGAUCGUUUGUUGGUUCAAUCGUAGAGUACAUCGCAGAUGAUAUCAGUUACCCGUUGAGGAGCGAGUUCUUGAAGGCCUCGUCAGAUCUGCUGUCUCCCACCCAGAGCCUGAUGGAGGAGCAGGAUGGAGACUGUGAGCUUCAGGAUCUUGAGGAACACCCAGACCUCUUUCAGGACGGCCACAUGGAGAAGAAAGUUCUACCUGACCGCACACAGGCCGCCAGGAAACGUGCCAACCAGAGACUGGUGGAUUUCAUUGUCAGGAAACAAGGAGCAGAGAACCGUCUACUGGCAGUGAUCAGUGGUCAGGAGGUGUCCAGGUGGCUGCAGGCUCUGCACAGCUCCAGCCGCUCAAUGUUGGAGCAGAUGUACCUGGAAGAUGAUGAGCAGGUGGACAAGGUGUACCGCUACCUGGAUGGGCUGUGUACCAGCGCCGCUAAAGCUAAUCCUGCACUGGAGAACUCUGACCGGAUCAAAUUCAUCCUCGAUGUCCUCUUCCCUGAGGCCUUGAUUUUUGCUAUAGCUGCAGUGGAUAGUGUCUCUCUGGAAAAAGCAGAGGAGAAAUAUCGGCAAGGACCUCGCCAUAGCAACAGAGAAAGACAGGAGUUUGACCUGAUGAUCGAGCAGCAGAUGCGGCUGAAGGAAGCAGGACAGUUGCUCUGAACACGCUGCAAUGUUUAUCAAAUGAUUAUUUUUAAUAUGGAAAAGAAUCAAGAAUGUGAAAUAUAUUUUAAUAAAAGAGGACAUCACGUGACACUUUA
Messenger RNA from Silurus meridionalis, 2203 nucleotides. Its product is annotated as PWWP domain-containing DNA repair factor 3A. The record is from RefSeq and is a predicted model, not a curated record. Lineage: Eukaryota; Metazoa; Chordata; Actinopteri; Siluriformes; Siluridae. Bases 222 to 2105 code for a protein of 627 amino acids. The transcript is spliced from 13 exons.